CCCGCGCCGCGCGCCAGCGAGGACGAGCCUCUGGCCCCGGCGGCCCGCGUCUGCCCCCCCGGACGGCGGCGCGCCGCGGGCCCGGGCGGUGGAGGGAGCCUGGACCCCGGGGCGGCCUCGGAGCAGCGAGCGCGCUUCUGAGCAGCUCGUCGGCCCAGGAUGGGGAACCACGCGGGGAAGCGAGAGUUGGGUGUAGAAAAAGGCGGUAAGGAAGGUGAAACCAACAGAGGAGAAUCUGAGAAAAAGAGAAAACUUCUCACCCUUUCCCAGGGGACCUCGGAAGACAACGACGUGUUUGGAGAAGCAGAUGUGAGCCCGAACAAUGGGAGCCGCUCUCAGGGCACAGCGGUGACAGACUCCAAGUGCACAGUGGGCCCAAAGAACGCCUGGCCGGACGCCAACCCAGCUGACCCCGGGGGCCGCCCCCACUUGGUCCGCCUCUUCUCCCGAGAUGCCCCGGGCAGGGAGGACAACACCUUCAAAGACAGGCCCUCGGAGUCAGACGAACUCCAGACCAUCCAAGAAGACAGUGCAGCCCCUGCCGAGGGCCUGGAUGCAAUGGCGUCACAGAAGAGACCCUCCCAGAGGCACGGGUCAAAGUACCUGGCCUCCGCCAGCGCCGUGGAUCACGCCAGGCAUGGCUUCCUGCCCAGGCACAGAGACACGGGCAUCCUGGACUCCCUCGGGCGCUUCUUUGGCGGCGACAGGGGUUCGCCCAAGCGGGGCUCAGGCAAGGUACCCUGGCUCACGCAGAGCAGGAGCCCUCUGCCCUCUCAUGCCCGCAGCAAGCCCGGGCUGUGCAACAUGUACAAGGAUGGGCACCACGCGGCGAGAACCACCCACUACGGCUCCCUGCCCCAGAAGUCGCACGGCCGGCCACAAGAGGAGCACCCGGUAGUCCACUUCUUCAAGAACAUCGUGACACCUCGCACACCUCCUCCAUCGCAAGGAAAGGGUCGGGGACUGUCCCUGGGCAGACUUAGCUGGGGGGCCGAAGGGCAGAGGCCGGGAUUCGGCUACGGAGGCCGGGCUUCCGACUACAAAUCUGCUCACAAGGGGCUCAAGGGGGCCCAUGACGCCCAAGGCACGCUUUCCAAGAUCUUCAAACUGGGAGGGCGCAGGAGCCAGGCCGACAAAGGGCUGCCCCCGGGCAGACGCGAGGCCCCCAAGAGGGCCAUCUCGACUAACACAGGCGUCGUCGUCACAUGGACACAAGCCCACUAUCUGUUAGCGCUGUGGCCUUGACCUGUGACCUGAGACGGGGUUUCCUCCUCUAAAAAUAGGGUAACGUAGGACGAAAACUGUUGUGAGGGGGACGGUGGUGAGCGCGUGCACUGUGCUCAGCGAGGUGUCCUGCACAGGGACACAUAGAAAUGAGCUGCACUACCACUAGUAACAGUGACGACGGCCUUGAUGGUGGCUGUCCCCAUGGGCAGGCCUCAGGACCAACACAGCCACAGGCUUGCCCCUGUGGGUGAGGGGCAGACUGGCCGAGUGCCCCCGGCACAGGGGCUGAGUCCAGGCUGUCUGUGUGAGGGCACCAGGGGCCAGAGGCUGCCCAGCGCGGGCAGGGCACCUGUGGGCUCUCUUUGGGUGCUGGGAGCACCUCACCCAGCCCACAGCCUUCCAAGGGGCAUGUGUCCCAGUGCUGGGGUGAGGUGGUCGGGGAGGAUGCAGGGCGGGAGGCAGGCAGGCAGCUGCAACCCAGGAAGGGUGGCUGGGCAAGGCCUCCCUGAGCCGGUGGCAUUUGGCAAAGACGUGAGGGAGAGGGGGCGCUGGCCACACUCGGGGUGGGGCGGCGUUCCGGAUGAGGGAUGCCAAAGGCCGGCCCCAUCCAAGAGAGGGAGGUGGUGAGCAGCAGGAGGGAAGGGGCUCCCGGGGCCCUGCGACCCGCCUGAGGGCGCUGAUGGUGACUGGAAGAGGGCGUCCCCGGGUGCCAGCUCUGGGGGUCUUGGCCAUCUACGACUGUCUUCUGUUCUCAGGACACCCGCUGGGGCCGCAGCAGGAGACGCUAACAUUAAAGGCUCUGCUGCGCGGGGCUUUGCUGCGUCCCCGCGUGAGGUCUGACAGCUGCAUGGCGGGGCCGGGCUUCCUGCGGGCUCAGGUCACCGCGGUCAGGGCUCAGUGUCUGCCCGCAGGACGGAAGGCUCCCCAACCCCGGACACCACUGAUAGGAGAGCUCGGCCCUGUGCAACUACCCUCUCACUGGCUUAUUGGUCCAUCACGGGUUUACAGCUCACAGUGGAACAGUUUGGUCUGUAACCCGAGUACAAACCGAUUCGGUCACCUAAUCUCGAAGUCAGCAUCAGGUCCGGGUGUGGGUGUGUCCCGUGUCUGGGCUGCACGGCAUGGACUGGGGUCCCGCCCACGGGUCUGCCUACUACACGUCGGGUAAAAGGCAGGCAGGGCCCACUCCUCACAGAAAAUUCUGAGGCAAAUCUGAGUGAGGAAAUAAGUUCUACCCCA
Messenger RNA from Manis javanica (Malayan pangolin), 2466 nucleotides. RefSeq names its product myelin basic protein (gene MBP). Gene Ontology annotation, biological process: myelination. Gene Ontology annotation, molecular function: structural constituent of myelin sheath. Lineage: Eukaryota; Metazoa; Chordata; Mammalia; Pholidota; Manidae. The record is from RefSeq and is a predicted model, not a curated record. Gene Ontology annotation, cellular component: compact myelin; neuronal cell body; cell periphery.